AUGUCGGGGCCAGAUCCGCUGUUUGAUGUGAAAAACGCCCUCUACUUGGGCAACUGGCAGCAGUGCCUGAAUGAGGUUCAGAAAGCAAAGACUAAAACUGAAGAGCAGAAGCUGGAGCAGGACAUUUUCAUGUACCGGGCUUACACGGCGCAGAAAAAGUAUGGCCUCGUCUCCAGUGAAAUUCGCGACUCGAUGCCGGCUCCUCUUCAGGCGGUAAAGUUGCUGGCUAAAUAUCACUCGACAACAUCAUCUUCCGCCAAGGUCGAGAUUGCCGAGCAAGUUGACGCCGACUUCGAUAGGGUGGAGAUUGCCGAGCAAGUUGACGCCGAAUUUGAUAGAUACACCAGCGACAGCGUUUCACAGCUCAUUGCCGCCACCAUUCAGUACUACCAGAAGAACUAUGACCUCGCUUUGAAAGUGCUCUACAAAUCUGACGACUUGGAAUGUAUGGCACUUACGGUGCAAACUUUUCUUCAGCUGGAUCGGUUAGAUCUCGCCCGAAAGGAGUACAAGCGAAUGGCCGAAAAGGACGAGUACUGCACACUGUCUCAGCUGGCACUGAUGUCGAUCUACCUAUUUCAGGCGGGAGAAAAGCUCCAGGACGCCUUCUUUAUCAUGGAGGAACUACGUGAAAAGUUCGGUCCGUCGCCGUUGCUGCUCAACGGGCAGGCUGCCGCUUUGAUUGCCCAGGGAAAGCUGAAGGAAGCAGAGGCACUGGUGCAGGAGACUAUUGACAGAGAUCCGAAUUACACUGAGGCCAUCAUCAACCAGAUGAUCUUGGCGCAGUACAACAACAAAACUGAACUAGCGAAUCGGCUUUUCAACCAACUAAAGGACAGUCCUGGUGCCGCUGGAGAUAUUUACCUCGCCGACUAUGAAGCCAAAGAGCGCGAGUUUGAUAAGAUUUGCCUGCNGCAGUACAACAACAAAACUGAACUAGCGAAUCGGCUUUUCAACCAACUAAAGGACAGUCCUGGUGCCGCUGGAGAUAUUUACCUCGCCGACUAUGAAGCCAAAGAGCGCGAGUUUGAUAAGAUUUGCCUGCAAUAUUCUUAG
Molecule: messenger RNA, 1056 nt
Organism: Rhagoletis zephyria (snowberry fruit fly)
Lineage: Eukaryota; Metazoa; Arthropoda; Insecta; Diptera; Tephritidae
Source: RefSeq, a predicted model, not a curated record